This is a messenger RNA of Argiope bruennichi, 2856 nucleotides long. RefSeq names its product gastrula zinc finger protein XlCGF46.1-like. Gene Ontology annotation, biological process: regulation of transcription by RNA polymerase II. Gene Ontology annotation, molecular function: DNA-binding transcription factor activity, RNA polymerase II-specific; RNA polymerase II transcription regulatory region sequence-specific DNA binding. The record is from RefSeq and is a predicted model, not a curated record. The coding region runs from base 308 to 1954 and encodes 548 amino acids. The transcript has a single exon. Gene Ontology annotation, cellular component: nucleus. NCBI's taxonomy places the organism in Eukaryota, Metazoa, Arthropoda, Arachnida, Araneae, Araneidae.
UUUAAGUUGAAGUGUUCGCACAUACUGCACUAUAAUGAAGAAUAUUUCUGGGAAAGGCAUAAAACCACGUCUUUUAUGUAAAUAAAGAUUACGAUUUUUACUGACCAAGUUUCCAAUAUACUAUUGUAAUAUUAGUGAAAUGCAUUUUAAACCCUGACGUUAUAAAUAAUUUUGUUUUGACUAUUAAAUAUUAAUGUAAAAGGGCAUGUAAAGCUCUAUAAAGGCUGUAUGAUUAACUUAGAAGGAUUCGUUUUCUUUUUCCUCCGAAUAAUUGAAAGUUGAUAUCGACCUCUGAAAAUGUACUGAGAUGACAGAAGAACAACACGAGUAUAAUGAAACCUCUAUUGCAAAUUACUAUACAGUAUCACUUCCUGAAGUAGAGGAAGAUAGCUAUGAUUGUCAAGAGUGUGGCAAACAUUUUUCUCAAAAUAAAGAUUUUGAAAUUCAUUCAUGUACUCACAUGAAUGAAAGACCUCAUGUUUGUGAAAUAUGUGGUAGAAGAUAUUCCACAAGAGAUACUUUAAAAACGCAUAUGAUUUUACACAAAGGUAUUACUCCUUUUGUUUGUGAAGUGUGUGGCAAAAAAUUUGCUCUAAAGAGAUAUUUAAGGAUUCAUUUACUAAGGCAUGCAGGUACAAAUGACUGUUCCGGAGCAAAAAGUGUUUUAAAAAAUGGAAAUGAAGAGAGACAUUUUUGUGAAGUAUGUGGGAAAAGUUUUUCUUGUAGAAGAAAUUUGAAACGGCAUAUAUAUCGUAUACACACAAAAGAAAAGCCCUUCGUAUGUGAAGUAUGUAACAAAGGUUUUCAUGAAAAUUAUGUUUUAAAACGACAUAUGUUCUGUCAUACAAAUGAAAAGCCAUAUAAGUGCAAUGUAUGUGACAAAAAGUAUACUACUUAUGGUUUACUAAAAGCACAUUUAAUUAUUCAUACAAAUGAAAAACCAUUUGUAUGUGAAGUGUGUGAGCAAGCAUAUUCUCGGAAAGACAGUUUAAAAUACCAUUCAUUGACGCAUAACUCUGAAAGGCCAUAUAUAUGUGAAAUUUGUGGCAAAAAUUUUUCUCAUCCUCAAAAUUUAAAAUCUUAUUUACGCAUGCAUGCAAAGAAGCAUGUGUGUGAAAUAUGUAGUGCAGAGUUCUGUCUGAAAAAGCAUUUUAAAUUGCAUUUACUUACCCAUUUAAAUGAGAAAUCUUAUAAAUGUGAGAAGUGUGAUAAGGCAUUUAAAACUAAUAAUAGUUUAAAGCAACAUGUACGUAUUCAUUGGGAUAAAAAGCAGUAUGUAUGUGAAAUAUGUGGUAAAGGAUAUCACCGCAAGAGUUAUCUUAAAGAACAUUCUUUGUCCCAUGCAAAAAAUAAACCUUUCGUAUGUGGUAUCUGUGAUAAAAGAUUCCACACAAUUCCUAUUUUAAGGAGUCAUAUGCGUACUCAUGCAGAAGAAAAAUCCAUUAUAUGUAAAAUAUGUGGCAAAGGAUUUUCCCAGCCUGGUUCCUUAAGAGUUCACAUGGGGACUCAUACAAAUGAAAAACCAUAUGUAUGUACAUUCUGUGACAAAGGAUUUAAACAAAUGUGCAGUUUAAAAAGACAUUUUCUUACUCAUACAAAGGAAAAGCCCUUUGGAUGUGAUGUAUGUAAUAAAGGGUUUCAGGAAAAAAGUGCCUUAAGGAUACAUUCAUUAACACAUACAAAAGAGAACCCACAUGUAUGUGAAAUAUGUGGUAAAGGAUUUGCUAUAAAAUAUCGAUUAAAUACACAUUUACGUACGCAUACAAAGGAAAAGCCAUAUGUUUGUCAUGAAUGUGGCAAGGCAUAUAAUUACAGUCAAAGUUUAAAAAACCAUAUACGUCUUCAUAAGGAUAGGAAUGCAUUUGCAUGUAAAAUAUGCAGUAAAAAUUUGUCCAGACCUGAUAUAUUAGCUCGACAUAUAAGACUGCAUAUAAAGGAAAAAUCUGAAGCAUGAUCCAAACUUUUCUUAUUUUAUUUAAUCAUAAUUUAUAUUUAUUAUUCUAAAAAAUGGAUGUUGAAUGUAAUUGGAUAUUUCUUUCUUCCCCCCCCCUUCUAUCUCUGCAUGUAACUGAAAUAAUUUUUAUUCAUAGGAACUCAAAAUAUAUUUUAAAUAUGUGAAAUACUAUGGAUAUAUACCUGUGAUGCAAGAUAUCUCUAAAUUUUGCUUAUGUACGAAUGCUGGCAGCUAACAAACGUUUCAAAAUGUGGUUUUUGUGCCAACACUUGUGGUGAGCUAAUGUUAAAAUAGAUUUUGUUUUGAUAUGUUUGUUAUGUUAAAAAUAAAAACUGCCAAAUUUUUCUUAUAAUCCACUAAUGGAAUAGCACCAACAUUAAGGUUUGAUAAAGGUUAUUUAAAGUUAAAAUUUUUGAGAAUACAUUUCGAAUUUGAGAUUAAUACUUAUCUAAAAUAUCAGCUAAGCUAAAAAUAAACAUUUUUUUCCAUGAAUGGUUAUAUAUAUUCCAAUAUCGAGUUCAGCAAACAUUCUUUAGUAUUUACUUAUCAAUCUGAUGAGGUUCUUUGUCCCGAAUCCUUUAAGAAAUAGGGAAGAAUUCUCACAUACAUUUCUAAUUGGUUACCAAUAAAAUCUUAUUGUUUGAUAAUAGCUAUCCACUUUCAAGGAGAACAGCAUUGUUAGGAAAAUGUCCCAAGCAGGAAUAAGUCAAACCAUAUCAACAGAAUGGUACGUAAAUUUCUAGCAAUAAUUUUUUAAAAUUAUUUAUAAUGAUGAUGCAACUACUUAUUCAGUAUUAUCAUACAUAUAAAAGUUGAGUUACAAUGAGCUGUUAAUACUGUACCUAUUUCUUGAGAUAACAAUAUGAUUAAUUAUAGUCCUUAUUUCAAAUUAGCCAUUUCAU